GCUGGUGUUGGCGCUCUGCAGCACACUGGCAAUGUUAUGUUCGACUACUUAACCGAACGUCGGGCUUGUGGGAAUCAGAAACACCACCACCGCCGUACGUGUAUUAUACUCUCCACUCGUUAUCUACAAACAUCGCUACACAUCUUAUCGCCAUGACAGCCACGAUGAAACAGAACUUCGGGGAGGCGACCCUUCACAUGCUCCAGCCGAAGGCACUCUUCAGCUUCGCAUCUCAGUCCUUGGGAUUUGUCACCCAGUCCCUCGGGUACCGGGACCCAGCUGCGUAUGCCAACGCUAACGAAGACGAUCCCUUUGGUCUGGACAUUCGCCAGAAGGACGAGGAGACCGGGCUAGACAUAUACUCGCUGAGUGAGGUGUCCCAGCACGAGACCUUCGACGACUGCUGGAUAGUCGUCUUUGAUAAGGUGUAUGAUGUAACCAGUUUCCUCCUGGAGCAUCCUGGGGGAGAGGAGGUGAUGCUGGAGAAUGCCGGCAGGGACGCCACCCUCGCCUUCCGCGCCGUCGGCCACUCUGCCCUUGCCGUGCGAGCCCUCGACGAGUACUUGGUAGGGAUCCUGUGCCACGGGGAGAGGAUCUACUCCAACGAAGACUCCUACCGGCGGGGUGACCGAUAAGGACACGCCACCAGACCAACAAGACUACCGGCAUUGCUCCAUCCCGGCAGGAUUGGUCAUCGUCAAGGAG
Messenger RNA from Eriocheir sinensis (Chinese mitten crab), 705 nucleotides. RefSeq names its product cytochrome b5 type B-like. The transcript has 3 exons. The coding region runs from base 153 to 635 and encodes 160 amino acids. Lineage: Eukaryota; Metazoa; Arthropoda; Malacostraca; Decapoda; Varunidae. Gene Ontology annotation, cellular component: intracellular membrane-bounded organelle; membrane. The record is from RefSeq and is a predicted model, not a curated record. Gene Ontology annotation, molecular function: heme binding.